AUGUGGACAUUGCUGCCGUUGUUCUUGUUGCUAUCUGGUUUGUUCUUAUAUGGAUUCAAGUGUGCUUCGGCUUUCGCCUGUCCGAAGAUCUGUCAUUGCUUUCUCAACGCAAUCAAAUGCAACAAUGUGACAGAGGAGUCUGCUCUGAUGAAAGGUCACCGGGAUAACAGACUGUUUCUCUAUGAUUUGUCUUUACAAACAAUUUCAAGCCAUUCUUUUGAGGGUUUGAAAGAAGUCCAGCGGAUUGUGAUUGCUCAGAGUGUAAACCUGGAAACCAUCGAGACUUUAGCAUUUAACAACCUUCUCAACCUCUCAGAAAUCUCAAUCCAGAACACAAGGAGCCUGAUGCACAUUGACAGAAGGACAUUUAACAACCUUCCCAAACUGCGCUACCUGAGCAUCUCAAAUACGGGAAUAUCAGUUUUUCCUGACAUCACAUCUAUCAACUCUCUUGAAUCAGAGUUUAUCUUGGAUAUCUGUGACAACCUCUAUCUAAAGGAAGUACCUCCAAAUGCUUUCACUGGAAUGACAAAGGAAUAUGUUAUAAUGAACUUGUACAACAACGGCUUCAGAGAGAUACAUGACUACGCCUUCAAUGGGACAAAGAUAGAUAAACUGAUUUUGAAGAAUAAUCGAAACCUCAGAGUGAUCCACAGAGAUGCUUUCAAAGGAGCUACAGGCCCCGGAGUCUUGGACGUUUCUGCAACAGCUCUCACAAAGUUACCGUCACAGGGGCUGGAGUCAGUUCUGGUGUUGAUGGCUCAGUCAGCAUACACCUUGAAGAGUCUGCCUCCUCUGCAGGGACUGUGGAGCCUGCGAGAGGCCUAUGUCACCUACAACAGUCACUGCUGUGCGUUGCUGAGCUGGAACAAACACAGGGACUUUCCCAUUAAUCCUGCAUGGAAUAAUAGCUCCACAUACUGUGAUGAGACUGAUCCAUCAGGAAGGGUUCAGCGUGUGAUCGGAGGCUCAGCAGAUGCACCUCCAAUUAUGGACAUGCCCUUGUUUUUAGAUGUUGACCCAUUUGUCAUGGAUGAAGGCUUUGGAGAUGUGAAUUUCCACUAUCCAGAACUGGACUUCUGUCAGACCCGACCAACACUGGUUUGCACACCUGAGGCAGAUGCUUUCAAUCCCUGUGAGGACAUGGCAGGUUUCAGUUUUCUCAGAGUGGCCAUUUGGUUUAUCAACAUACUGGCCAUCACAGGUAACCUGACGGUGAUCCUGGUCUUCUUCACCAGCCGGAGCAAGCUGACAGUGCCUCGCUUCCUUAUGUACCACCUGGCCUUUGCUGACCUCUGCAUUGGAAUCUACCUUCUGAUGAUAGCGACUGUAGACCUGCGCACACGAGGCCACUACAGUCAGCAUGCUAUUGAAUGGCAGACAGGGCCUGGCUGUAGUGCUGCAGGCUUCUUGUCCUUGUUUGCUGGAGAGCUGUCAGUGUACACACUUUCCACCAUCACCAUAGAGCGCUGGCACACCAUCACCAGCGCAAUGCAGAUAGAGCGCCGUCUUGGUCUGACACAGGCAGCAACUAUAAUGGCAGCAGGCUGGCUCAUCUGUCUGGGAAUGGGGAUGCUGCCCCUGGUUGGUAUAAGCAGUUACACUAAAGUCAGCAUGUGCCUCCCUAUGGACAUAGAGACUCCCCUGGCUCAGGCCUUCAUUAUAAUUCUCCUGAUCUUUAACGUGGGAGCUUUUGUCAUUGUAUGUGUUUGUUACGUGCUGAUCUAUCUGGCGGUAAGAAACCCUGAGUUCCCUAGACGAAGCGCUGACACCAAGAUUGCAAAGCGCAUGGCUGUGCUCAUCUUCACGGAUUUUCUCUGCAUGGCACCUAUCUCCUUUUUUGCCAUCUCUGCUGCCUUCAAGGUGCCCCUCAUCACAGUCACCAAUUCCAAGAUUCUGCUGGUCCUCUUCUUCCCCAUCAAUUCUUGUGCCAAUCCCUUCCUUUACGCUAUCUUCACCAAGGCUUUCAGAAAGGACACAUAUCAGCUCAUGAGUGCCAUGGACUGUUGUAAAAGCAAGGCCAGUAUUUAUCGCAUGAAGGCCUACUGCUCAGAAAAUGCAAUCAAGAGCAAUUUGGGAAACAAAAAUAAGGGGCAUCGCACAGGAGUGAGGGAGGCUGCCAUGCCACAACAAAGUCUUCCCCUUAAGGAGGAAGGAGAGAUCACCUGA
Molecule: messenger RNA, 2169 nt
Organism: Scomber scombrus (Atlantic mackerel)
Lineage: Eukaryota; Metazoa; Chordata; Actinopteri; Scombriformes; Scombridae
Gene: lhcgr
Product: luteinizing hormone/choriogonadotropin receptor
Exons: 11
Coding region: 1-2169 (722 amino acids)
Biological process (GO): male gonad development; phospholipase C-activating G protein-coupled receptor signaling pathway; ovarian follicle development
Cellular component (GO): membrane
Molecular function (GO): luteinizing hormone receptor activity
Source: RefSeq, a predicted model, not a curated record